Molecule: messenger RNA, 1985 nt
Organism: Capra hircus (goat)
Lineage: Eukaryota; Metazoa; Chordata; Mammalia; Artiodactyla; Bovidae
Gene: SLC11A1
Product: solute carrier family 11 member 1
Biological process (GO): metal ion transport
Cellular component (GO): plasma membrane
Molecular function (GO): cadmium ion transmembrane transporter activity; iron ion transmembrane transporter activity; manganese ion transmembrane transporter activity
Source: RefSeq, marked provisional
UGCCCGGCACGCCAGCCACUGAGUGCACAGAGAGUGCCCGAGUCUGCAGUCCUCAUGUCAGGUGACACGGGUACCCCAAACCAGGGAGGGACCAGAUAUGGCUCCAUCUCCAGCCCACCCAGUCCAGGGCCACAGCAAGCACCUCCCGGAGGGACCUACCUAAGUGAGAAGAUCCCCAUUCCGGAUACAGAAUCGGGUGCAUUCAGCCUGCGGAAGCUGUGGGCCUUCACAGGGCCUGGAUUCCUCAUGAGCAUAGCAUUCCUGGACCCAGGAAACAUCGAGUCGGAUCUUCAGGCUGGGGCUGUGGCUGGAUUCAAACUGCUCUGGGUGCUGCUGUGGGCCACAGUGUUGGGCUUGCUCUGCCAGCGACUGGCUGCCCGGCUGGGCGUGGUGACAGGCAAGGACUUGGGAGAGGUCUGCCAUCUCUACUACCCUAAGGUGCCCCGCACUCUCCUCUGGCUGACCAUCGAGCUAGCCAUCGUGGGCUCGGACAUGCAGGAAGUCAUUGGCACAGCUAUUGCAUUCAGUCUGCUCUCAGCCGGACGAAUCCCACUCUGGGGUGGUGUCCUCAUCACCAUCGUGGACACUUUCUUCUUCCUCUUCCUCGAUAACUACGGGUUGCGGAAGCUGGAAGCCUUUUUUGGAUUUCUUAUUACCAUAAUGGCCUUGACCUUCGGCUAUGAGUACGUGGUGGCUCGGCCUGCUCAGGGAGCACUGCUUCAGGGCCUGUUCCUGCCCUCGUGCCCAGGCUGUGGCCAGCCCGAGCUGCUGCAGGCCGUGGGCAUCGUUGGCGCCAUCAUCAUGCCCCACAACAUCUACCUGCAUUCCUCCCUAGUCAAGUCUCGAGAGGUAGACCGGUCCCGGCGGGCGGACAUCCGAGAAGCCAACAUGUACUUCCUGAUUGAAGCCACCAUCGCCCUGUCUGUCUCCUUCUUCAUCAACCUCUUUGUCAUGGCUGUCUUUGGGCAAGCCUUCUACAAGCAAACCAACCAGGCUGCGUUCAACAUCUGUGCCAACAGCAGCCUCCACGACUACGCGACGAUCUUUCCCAGGGACAACCUGACAGUGGCCGUGGACAUUUACCAAGGAGGCGUGAUCCUGGGCUGCCUCUUUGGCCCUGCAGCCCUGUACAUCUGGGCCGUGGGUCUCCUGGCUGCUGGGCAGAGCUCCACCAUGACCGGCACCUACGCGGGACAGUUUGUGAUGGAGGGCUUUCUGAAGCUGCGGUGGUCACGCUUCGCCCGAGUCCUGCUCACUCGCUCCUGCGCCAUCCUGCCCACUGUGCUCCUGGCUGUCUUCAGGGACCUGCAGGACCUGUCAGGCCUCAACGACCUGCUCAACGUGCUGCAGAGCCUGCUGCUUCCAUUUGCUGUGCUGCCCAUCCUCACCUUCACCAGCAUGCCCGCCCUGAUGCAGGAGUUUGCCAACGGCCUGGUGAGCAAAAUUAUCACUUCCUCCAUCAUGGUGCUGGUCUGUGCCGUCAACCUUUACUUCGUGAUCAGCUACGUGCCCAGCCUCCCCCACCCUGCCUACUUCAGCCUUGUAGCACUGCUGGCCGCAGCCUACCUGGGCCUCACCACUUACCUGGUCUGGACCUGUCUCAUCACCCAGGGAGCCACUCAUCUGGCCCACAGUUCCCACCAACGCUUUCUGUAUGGGCUUCCUGGAGAGGAUCAGGAGGAGGGGAGGACCUCGGGAUGAACUCCCACCAGGGCCUGGCCACGGGUGGGAUGAGUGACCACAGUGGCCUGCCAGACAAGGGUGUGUGUGUGUGUGUGUGUGUGUGUGUGUGUGCAUGCACAGCAAGAUGGAGAGGGAGUUCACGGGUGGGAUGAGUGGGCACAGUGGCCUGCCAGACAAGGGUGUGUGUGUGUGUGUGCACGCACAGCAAGAUGGACAGGGAAUUCUGGAAGCCGGCCAAGCCAUAGGGACCUGCUAUUUCCUAGCUCAGAUCUCGGUAUUCUUGAGUAUUAAAUGGGGACACC